Diaporthe amygdali is the source of this 1290-nucleotide messenger RNA. RefSeq lists its product as uncharacterized. The record is from RefSeq and is a predicted model, not a curated record. Gene Ontology annotation, molecular function: zinc ion binding; DNA-binding transcription activator activity, RNA polymerase II-specific. Lineage: Eukaryota; Fungi; Ascomycota; Sordariomycetes; Diaporthales; Diaporthaceae. The coding region runs from base 1 to 1290 and encodes 429 amino acids. The transcript has 2 exons. Gene Ontology annotation, biological process: regulation of transcription by RNA polymerase II.
AUGCCACGCCGCACAGCACCCAUACGCAGGCCACACAAGAAGUCAAGAUUCGGUUGUCAAGAGUGUAAACGUCGCCACGUCAAGUGUGAUGAAGCCCGUCCCACAUGCGGCCACUGCUUGGCUACCCUCAAGCCCUGCGUGUAUCGGUCUCCGCCACCACGCACAACUCGGGCAUCCUCUGUUCCAACGACGUUGCGCCCGAGCUCUCCUGCCGCUACCACCUUUCCCGGUGAUGCAAGGUCUGCGACGUCUGCGCCUUCACCAGCCUCCGUGGGCCUGAAGCCAUCUACUCCGUCAAAUCUCGGGGCCUCCGUGGCUUCCCCAAGUGCAACGCCAACAUCGUCGGCACAAUAUGGCGCCUUGGACCCGCCUCUUAACAUGCGUCACAUGCAACUAUUCAGUCACUUCAUCUUCAGCACAGCCCCAAGUCUCGACGAUGGGCCUUCCCCUGACCGGGAACAGCUGCAAGUUAUGAUGCCAGCUGCGCUCUCUGUCCCGUAUCUCGUGUAUGAAAUGCUUGCAUUCUCUGCACUGCACCUCAGCCACACAGAUGCAUCUCAAGCGGACUACUACCGCGAGGAAGCCACCGCCCUGCAAACCCAAGCAUUGUCCCUGUUCAACAACUCCCGGCCAGAGAUUACAGCUGACACCUGUGCGCCCAUGCUGAUGUUCUCGGGCUUUCUCGGCAUUUAUACGCUCGCGGAAGCAGUCACGGCUUCGAGGGCUGACGGAAACGUAUUUCUGGAUAAAUUCGUCACGUAUCUGAAUCUUCACCGGGGGGUUCGCGUCGUCACAGAACGAGCAUGGAAUCUCUUAGGGCAGUCCAACCUCUCCCCUGUUCUGAACCGUGCAGAGCGCACAUUAAAUGCUGUACCCUCACGGCAGUCCCAGGAGCAAGCCACAACAAUUUCUGACCGCCUGCAAAACAUGUUGGAUAAUGCAGACAUGGGUACACAGUCCAAUGCGGCCUGCCGUGACGCUGUAUCACGACUGAAGCUCGUUUAUCAAUCCGAGCUAUCGAGAGCAGAGAUGUCUGGAGAGGCGCAGUCAACCAGCGUGAUUUGGGCUUGGCCUAUCCUCCUGUCAGGCGUGUUCACCAAGCUUCUGAUGGAGCGGCGGCCCGAGGCACUCAUCAUCCUUUGUCACUAUGCAGUACUCCUUCACUGGCGACGUCGCAUAUGGCUUGUUGGGGAUGCAGGCCGAUUGUUAAUCGAGGAGAUGACAAGGUUCUUAGGCACGUACUGGAAAGAAUACCUGGAAUGGCCGAACCAGAUGCUGGAGGAAUCAUGA